ACUGUUCAGUAUCUCCCAUAACCGACAUGAUAACAGAGGUUACCGCAAAAGUUGGCUCCCCAGCUGUCGAGAUUUAUUUUGUUGAUAGUGGACCUGUAUCUGGAUCUGUCGACUACACCACACUCGUAAUAUGGCACGGAGCAGCUUUUAAUGGAAACAUUUUCCGUAAAUUGUUACCUCUGGCUGGAGAUUAUAACCUCCGCAUCAUUAUCCCCAACCGACGAGAAUACUUUGGGUCUAACACAAAGUACACCGAUGCAGAGAUGGAAGACCUUGUGGCAGGUCGGAGCAUCUUCCUCAAAAGACUUGGCUUGCAGGUGGCUGAUUUUUUGAUAUACCUCACGACGACAUACGACAUACCAAAGUUCGCUACCGAUCGCAAGUCUGGGGGAAUAGUAAUCAUACCUUGGUCUAUUGGCAAUGCCACCCCUUUAGCUCUACUGGGACACCCUGAUUUUAUCCCGAAAGAGCGUUACAUCCAGCUUGAGCCUUACCUGAAGGAUUUCGUAAUGUAUGAUCCACCUCAUUUUUCAUUCGGCUAUCCAAUACCAUCAGACGUAGAGAUAUACGAACCUUGGACCGAUCCAGAUUGUGCCACUCCUGAGGAACUUGUACAGAAUUUUCAUUACUGGGUCAGCUCGUACUUUGAUCAUCCAGGUCUAGCUUCCGGUUCCUUCAGUGGUCUUGACUUUCGCAAGCGUGGGGAACGCUCUUCUGUCACCAACAUGACCCAAGAAGAUAUCGCAGCUGGGUACGAUGAGGCGGCAGCAGCUCGAACCGACCUUCCCAUGUUUUCCAGCGCAAUGCAGGUUAAUGUCGCUGGUCAAGCACAGCCACCUGGCACUGCGCGUGGAGCUACAUAG
Serpula lacrymans var. lacrymans S7.9 is the source of this 863-nucleotide messenger RNA. RefSeq lists its product as uncharacterized. The coding region runs from base 27 to 863 and encodes 278 amino acids. The transcript has 4 exons. The record is from RefSeq and is a predicted model, not a curated record. Lineage: Eukaryota; Fungi; Basidiomycota; Agaricomycetes; Boletales; Serpulaceae.